Medicago truncatula (barrel medic) is the source of this 808-nucleotide messenger RNA. Its product is annotated as peptidyl-prolyl cis-trans isomerase CYP19-3. Gene Ontology annotation, molecular function: cyclosporin A binding; peptidyl-prolyl cis-trans isomerase activity. Gene Ontology annotation, cellular component: cytoplasm. Gene Ontology annotation, biological process: protein folding; protein peptidyl-prolyl isomerization. The transcript has 2 exons. The coding region runs from base 131 to 649 and encodes 172 amino acids. Lineage: Eukaryota; Viridiplantae; Streptophyta; Magnoliopsida; Fabales; Fabaceae. The record is from RefSeq and is a predicted model, not a curated record.
AUACAAAACCCUAAACCCUAAUUUCUGGUCUAUUUAUGCCAGCCACCACUCUCAAUUCAUUCAUGCGCCUGCUUCAUCGUCAUCCUCUUCCUCAAGCUUAGGAACCUGAUAUUUGGGUAAAUUUGUUACAAUGUCAAAUCCAAAGGUUUUCUUUGAUAUUCUAAUUGGAAGAAUGAAAGCUGGAAAGAUAGUAAUGGAGCUGUUUGCUGAUGCUACCCCAAAAACAGCUGAAAAUUUUAGGGCACUCUGCACAGGAGAAAGGGGAAUUGGGCAAUGCGGUAAACCUUUACACUAUAAAGGUUCUGGUUUUCAUCGUAUUAUUCCAGAGUUUAUGUGUCAAGGAGGAGAUUUUACUAAAGGGAAUGGUACUGGAGGAGAGUCUAUUUAUGGGUCUAAAUUCGCAGACGAGAAUUUCAAGCUGAAACAUACUGGACCUGGUAUUCUUUCCAUGGCAAAUUCUGGACCCAAUACUAAUGGUUCUCAAUUUUUCAUUUGUACUUCAAAGACUCAAUGGCUUGAUGGAAAGCAUGUUGUAUUUGGCAAAGUGGUCGAAGGAUACGAUGUAGUUCAGGCCAUGGAGAAGGUUGGUUCACAAAAUGGUAGGACAUCAGAGCAUGUUGUCAUUGAAGAUUGUGGACAAAUUAGUUGAAUAAGUAUAUCUGCUGAGAAAUAAAUUGAUUUAGAUUUCUCUUGAAAUCAUUAUAGUAGUUAUUUACUUACAAUUUCUUUGAUGAUUAAGCAUGUUUGAAUGAUUUUUCAUUGCUGCUGAUAUUUCAUAGCUGCUUAUGGGUUAGGAAAUAAUGUUUUU